AUGGCGGACGGCCGUGCUCCGGACCUCUCUCAACAACGGAAACAUACACCUGCAAAACACAUCGAUGUCCAGGUGAGUACGCUAUUUGAUAACCUAGGCCCUCUCGCCAUAGAAACAUACACCUGCAAUACGCAUCGAUGUCCAGAAACAUACACCUGCAAUACACAUCGAUGUCCAGUAAAUGGCGGAUGGUCUCCGUGGGUAGUGAGGUCAAUCGGCACAUGCACUCGGUCGUGCGGUGGAGGUACUCGGUUUGUGACCUCGAGACGGAGAUGUAACAAGCCGAAACCAAGGUUCAACGGUACAGAUUGUGCUGGAGAUAUUAAAGAAAUUGCCGAAGAGGCCUGCAAUUCCCAGGCCUGUACACCUAAUACUGAUGGUUCAUGGACAGACUGGGCAGUGGUGGAGGAGGGAGACUGUUCAGUCACGUGCGGGGGCGGGUCACAGGUCAACAAGAAAGAACGCUACUGUGACAGUCCAGUACCAACGGGCACUGGCCAGAAGUGUUUGCAAAGUGAUGGUCAGCGUACAUUAUUGGAGACAGGGCAGGAUACUGUGACCUGCAUGACGGAUCCAUGUCCAGUUGACGGAGGAUGGAGCGCAUGGACAGAUGUGGACAUUGACGGAUGUUCCGUCACCUGUGGGGGAGGGUCUAAAAAUCGGACUCGCCAGCGAGAAUGUACAAACCCAGCGCCCUCUGAUGGUGGGGAGUUCUGUCAAGGGGACGCAACUCUAAUAGAUGAACUGAACUGCAACACAGACGACUGUCCAGUGGACGGUGGGUGGACAAACUGGACAGUUACAUCGGUCAGUAGAUGUUCAAAGUCUUGUGGGGAAGGUCAAAGGAAAGUCGUGUCCGAAAGGUCAUGCAGUGAUCCGGAACCCGCUUUCGGCGGUGAAUCUUGCGAAGGCGACCAGUCUGAGACUGUCAGAGAGGCAUGCAACACCCACGAAUGUUCACCUGAUCCCGUUAAUGGCGCCUGGAGUCGUUGGGUGUGGCGAACAAGCACCUGCUCCAAAACAUGUGGUUAUGGGACAAUCACGCGGACAAGGGAGAGAACUUGUGACAAUCCAGAACCGGCCAACGGUGGAGCCACUUGUCCAGGAAGUGCCACUUCAGACUACACGUACAACUGCAAUAGCUUCACCUGCCCAGUGGACGGAGGCUGGAGCCAGUGGUAUGUCAGGUGGACCGGUCGAUGUUCUGCCACGUGUGGGGGAGGGACGAAGCGCCAGAACAGCUACCGCUGGUGCAACAACCCACGACGGUCCUACGGUGGCGCUUACUGUUCGGGUUCCCAAUACAAGACGGAGGAAGUACCGUGCAAUCAGCAGGGCUGUCCAGUAAACGGAGUUUGGGCCGCCUGGGUCGAGACGUCGCACGGAUCAUGCAGCAUCAGCUGCGGUGGAGGUGACCGCGAGGAGAUUUUAGAACGAGGCUGCACAGAUCCCGCCCCUGUCUAUGGAGGUUCCAACUGCGUGGGGUCAACGGUCAAAUACGAAACUAAAACGUGCAAUACACAUGAUUGUUCAGCUCAAAUUAACGGUGGGUGGGCACCAUGGGAACAGGCGGACGUUAUACCGUCAUGUUCGGUGACCUGUGGGUCCGGGACACGGAACAGAGCUCGGAAGAGAACGUGUUCGAACCCAGCGCCUGCUAAUGGCGGGAACACUUGCCCAGGCUCGGACACAGACACCGACCCGGAAAACUGCAACGAUGGGGUGUGUCCAGUUGACGGAAACUGGAGCAACUGGGGUAACCCUAGCAACGACGACUGCUCUGUGACGUGUGGCGGAGGCACCAUGACGUCGACACGGACGAGAACGUGCAGCAACCCUGCCCCAGGCGUUGGUGGUGCUUUGUGCAGUGGUUCCCCAAGAGAUGUACAGGACUUGGCCUGUAAUAAUCAGAACUGCCCGGUUGACGGGCAAUGGGGAACGUGGACGGCGACGACCACCGACGCCUGCUCUGUUUCCUGUGGAGGUGGAACCCACAAGCAACACUACACCAGGUUAUGUAAUAAUCCCUCCCCCGUCGGUACUGGGGCGACCUGCCCCGGGGCCACUUCCAAAUCAGAAGACAUGGCCUGUAACCCUGACAACUGCCCAGUCGACGGAGACUGGUCCGAGUGGGCUGUGAACACACAAGGGGCCUGUACCGUCACCUGCGGAAUUACGGGACUACGCACAAAUACAUACAUAAGAUCCUGUACCAACCCAGCGCCUGCUUAUGGGGGAAGUGUUUGUUCUAACCUUGUUUACGGCACCGCCAAAUCCAGCAUGGAUUUCUGCAACCGCAUCUCAUGCACAAUGCCAGUAAACGGCAACUGGAGUCCUUGGGUGGUCGACUCCACGUCGCAGUGUACGGCGACAUGUGGGGGAAGGGAGGAGACCGUGACUUCGACGAGGUCGUGCACCGACCCCGCACCAGCAAACGGCGGCGAUACAUGUUCCGGGUCUCGAACCUCCACGGAGAAUAAUAGAUGUAACGAACAAGUCUGUCCUGUUGACGGUGGGUGGAGCAGCUGGCGAGAGAUCAGUAGGGGGAUCUGCUCCGUGACCUGUGGGGACGGGACACAGAGCAUUAACAGACAGAGGACUUGCAACAACCCUCUCCCGUCGAACGGCGGAGCGACAUGCUCAAGUGUGGGAAUCAACACCCAGACAGGUGCCUGUAACGAUGGGUCAUGCCCAGUGGACGGGGGGUGGUCUGCAUGGGUGGAGGACGAUCGCCAGGCCUGUACCAAGACGUGUGGAGGGGGGUCACAGACGGUCGAGUACACCCGCACGUGUACCAACCCCACCCCAAGACAUGGGGGUGCCCAGUGCAGCGGACAGAGCACCAAGCAGGAGACGACAGAUUGCAACACUGACGAAUGUCCACUCGAGUGUCCCGGCGGGUUCACGAAGGUGGAGGCCCAUAACAUGUGCUAUAAGUAUGAAUCUAAGGAGAGGAAAUGGGAGGACGCUCAGAAACAUUGUGAGGGCAAAGGUGCAGACCUAGUCAUAUACAAGACGGAUGCCAUGCACAAAUUCUUUGAGGAUGUCAUUCGAGAUGUAAUAGGCAACAAAAACGUCGAUGUUUACCUUGGAGGGCGUGACAAGGACAACAAUGACCGGUGGUUCUGGUUGGAUGGUGCACCUGUCCAAGGAUUUUCCAAAUCGGGCAGUCAAAACUGUCUGAAAUUUGAUGCCUGGAUUCUGGAUGACGAAAAUUGCGACGUCAAGCAUCCGUCUAUUUGUCAAACAUUUGGCUAGAGUAACACGGACUGCCCCAAAUCUCUUUCUUACUCCCGUAAACGUUUUUUAUGCAUAAAAUGAUGUUAUCAAGGCCACCAAACCUUUAUGCAACGCGAUAAUUGUUCUGACUGA
Haliotis rubra (blacklip abalone) is the source of this 3372-nucleotide messenger RNA. RefSeq names its product SCO-spondin-like. The transcript has 19 exons. The record is from RefSeq and is a predicted model, not a curated record. Lineage: Eukaryota; Metazoa; Mollusca; Gastropoda; Lepetellida; Haliotidae. Bases 1 to 3258 code for a protein of 1085 amino acids.